CUUCAGCACUGUACCCUGACAACCCUGCUCUGUAAAACUGAGAAAAACAGAGAAUUUUAUUUUCAAUUAUACAAAUCGCAACAUAAACAGCCGGAAAAUGUCGCGACAAGCCACCCGUUUGGACGCUAAGAAAGUGAACUCGGAGUUCCUGACACUCACCUACGGAGCACUCGUCACCCAGAUGCUGCGCGACUUCGAGAACGCCGAGGACGUGAACAAGCAGCUGGAGCGGAUCGGCUACAACAUGGGCAUGCGUCUGAUCGAGGACUUUCUGGCCAGGACAUCGGCGCCCCGCUGCCUGGAGAUGCGCGAGACGGCCGAUCGCAUCCAGCAGGCGUUCCGCAUCUACCUGAACAUCCAGCCCACCAUCUCGAACUGGUCGCCGGCCUCCGAUGAGUUCUCCCUGGUGUUCGACAGCAAUCCGCUGACGGAGUUCGUCGAGCUGCCGCCGGACCUGACCAAUCUGCGCUACAGUGCCAUACUCAGCGGCUGCAUCCGUGGCGCCCUGGAGAUGGUGCAGCUGGAGGUGCAGUGCUGGUUCGUGCAGGAUCAACUGAAGGGCGACAAUGUGACGGAACUGCGCGUUAAGUUCGUGCGGCGUCUAGAGGAGGUCAUACCAGCUGGCGAGGAUUAGAAAACAUUGGUGGAUCAGUGGAUCAGUGGAUCAGAGCGCCAAACUAUGAGUUCUUCAUUAGGGAGUCGGGGGUGGGGGGGUCAAUAAAAGCACAUUCUGUAUAGAAGUUAGCAUCUAGUAAUCUGCGUUUGUCGUUGGUUUCUACACGCCUGUCCACAUUCCGGAGCAACAAAAGCAACAGCAGCAGCAGCAGCGGCAGCAGGAGCAGGAGCAAGAGCUGGAGCAACAAGCAGCAUCCACAGGAGCGCAACAGCGGUAAACAGCAAUAUUGGAGCAAUAAGAAUCGUAACAACAAGUUUAGUUUUAUGUUUUAUUCGACUUUAUACAGAUGAUUUAACUUGGGGUAUAUAAGAAAACAGUGGUAAAUAUGUCUCUGUUCAUAUUUGGCAUGAUAUAAAGCGUCGAUAAACUCGAUAAAAAAACACAAAAGUAUUCAGUUACAUUUGAUAUAAUUUAACAAAUUAAAGCCCGCCCUCAUAAAUAUUACGUCCCUAAGGCGUGGAUCGCUUUUGAUCUGGGGUAGUAAUAAAUUACAUUUGUUAGUUGUAGAUAAACUCAAAGAUAUUCAACGUGUUAAAUAUUAAAAUUAUACAAAAACAAGUAAGAGCCUUAGAUUAAAGCGAACUGACGGCCUUUUAUCAACCCUCUA
Messenger RNA from Drosophila yakuba, 1283 nucleotides. RefSeq names its product trafficking protein particle complex subunit 3 (gene Bet3). Gene Ontology annotation, cellular component: TRAPP complex; cis-Golgi network membrane; cytosol. The record is from RefSeq and is a predicted model, not a curated record. The transcript is spliced from 3 exons. Bases 98 to 634 code for a protein of 178 amino acids. Gene Ontology annotation, biological process: intra-Golgi vesicle-mediated transport; endoplasmic reticulum to Golgi vesicle-mediated transport. Lineage: Eukaryota; Metazoa; Arthropoda; Insecta; Diptera; Drosophilidae.